Messenger RNA from Gilbertella persicaria, 1558 nucleotides. Its product is annotated as peptidase M24, structural domain-containing protein. NCBI's taxonomy places the organism in Eukaryota, Fungi, Mucoromycota, Mucoromycetes, Mucorales, Choanephoraceae. The record is from RefSeq and is a predicted model, not a curated record. The coding region runs from base 59 to 1546 and encodes 495 amino acids. Gene Ontology annotation, cellular component: mitochondrion. The transcript has 7 exons. Gene Ontology annotation, molecular function: manganese ion binding; metalloaminopeptidase activity.
CCCCCUCCAAUUCUCCCCGCAUUAUGAAAAAUUUUAUUUCCUUUUUUCCUUUACGACUAUGUUCCGUUCACAACUUGCUCGACUUUCUUAUGCCUCAGUUCAAAGAAUAUCCUUGAAUACUCGCCAUAUUACUCCUCGAGUUAUUCGUCCUGUAUGCCAAAGACUCUAUUCAGAUCUUGUUCCUGAGACACACAAAAGGUCCUUUGGCCAGCCUACACCUAUAACACAUCCUAACAUAAUGAAAAAGGGCGAGGUAACACCAGGUCUUCCUGCUGAUGAAUUUGAAAGAAGACGAUCCAAUUUGAUGAAAUCAUUACCCAAAGGUAGCACCGUUGUUAGUUUAGGCUAUAGUACUCGAUACAUGACAAACAAUAUCUUUUAUCCUUUUCAUCAAAACACUGAUUUUUGGUAUUUGUGUGGAUUCAAUGAACCUGACGCUGCGAUGAUAUUAGAAAAGGACGACUCAUUGGACCGCGGAUACAAACAAACCAUGUUUGUUUUACCCAAAAAUGCUAAUGCCGAAUUAUGGGAUGGACCACGCACAGGCAUUGAAGCUGUCAAGGAACUUUUCGGCGCUGAUGAAGCUUAUGAAAACUCGAAAUUUCAGCAUCACUUAAAGAAUGUAUUAGGAUCUUCAAAGCAUAUAUUUAUGGAUAAACCAGGCAAUAUUCCUACGCUAAUUACUAACGAAAAUACCAAGAAGUUAAUAGAAACUGGACUAAAAAUACAGACUAUUUUACCAUUAAGCAAGGUGGUACAAGAGUUGAGAAUGAUCAAGAGCUCUAAUGAAUUGGAAAUUAUGAAGCAAUCAGGCAUGAUUUCUUCCAAAGCAUUUAUUGAGGCAAUGAAGUGGACGAAACCUGGAAUUACUGAAGCCCAAUUAUGGGCAAAAUUUGACUUUGAAACUCGUGUAAGAGGAUCAAGUAUUUUAGCCUAUGUUCCUGUCAUUGCGGGAGGACCCAAUGCCUUGUCUAUGCAUUAUGUGCGAAAUGAUAUGGAACUCAAGAAUGGGGAUUUAGUGUUAGUGGAUUGUGGUGGCGAAUAUAAUGGCUAUGCAAGUGACAUUACUCGUACAUGGCCUGUCAAUGGCAAGUUUACUGAACCACAAAAGGAGUUAUAUCAAGCAGUUUUGAAUGUAAACAAGGCGUGUAUUAAGAUGUGCACAGAAGUGAACAACCUUUCUUUACAUGGUAUUCACUCUCAGUCUGUCAAAUUGAUGAAACAAGAAUUAGACAAAAUUGGAUUUGCAGUGUCUUCUUGGGAUCUUGAACGCAUUCUUUAUCCUCACCAUGUUGGCCAUUAUUUGGGACUGGAUGUCCAUGACUUGCAUGAUUUGGAUAGAUCACGUAAAUUGAAAGAGAAUAUGGUUGUUACUAUUGAACCAGGCAUUUACGUUCCUUUCGAUAACAAAUUCCCUAAAAAAUACCAAGGUAUUGGUAUUCGAAUUGAAGACAAUGUUGUCAUUGGCAAACAAGAACCUUAUGUCCUUACAGCUACUUCACCAAAAGAAAUUGUAGAUAUUGAAUUUUGUUGCAGUAAUCACUAAUUUAUUUAAUAC